CAAUAAUGGAGCUAGAUCCAAAUGACUCUAUAUUAUUCAAAGAGAAAAUUCAGAGACUUUCUGUCGCUGAACUCGACCAAAUCCUUGAAGAAGCAAAGUCUGCAAUAGACAUACAGGAGAGUAAGCAAGACCAACACUUGGCGAGGCUUGAGUGGAUGAGGAUGAGACUCACAAUCUAUAACAUCAAGUCUUGAGAAGAGAACCUAAAGGUGUUUGAAGAUCUAUAUCAGAAUCUAGUUAGUCCAGAACCAGAGAAUGAGGAAGAAGUUAUCCCACUCAAGUACAAGGCUGAUUUCUUGAAUUUGUUCCUCGAUAUUUUCAUGUACAAUGGAGGAUACACAAGAUGCCAGGUUAUCAUGGAGAUUUUCAAAGAUCUUUUAGAUGACAACCCUACUGAUGACUUUGUUGCUUUUAAAUACUACUCAGCUUACCUGAGUGUAGCGAUAAAUUACAUGACUUUGACAGCGGAGACUCCUGAAGAAUACAUUGCAAUUAUAUCUGAAGAUAUUUCCGCUCGAACAUUUUGAAAAGAAGCUAGCACACACUUAAAUUGGUUAGAAAAAUAUCUAAGGGCUAAAUUUUACAUAUCAAGGGAUUUUGAUAAGUGGCUAUUAUUAUGAGAUGAACUAUUAGCAAUUUGUAAGUCUACGAAGUCAUUUGCCUACAUAAGAGCUCUUUCAAACCCCACUUCUGACAAUAAAGGAAAUUUUGAUAAGAAAUUAAAAGACAGAAUAAAUCUAAUUAUUUCUUUGGCUGAAAAAGAACUUCAGACUCAUCCAGAGCCAGAUUUAGCUGAAUGUCAGAUUGGAAUAAAUAUAGCUAAGAUUCCUGAUAUUUUGGAAGCAAAAGACAAAGGAGCACUCUCUAAACUCAUAAAUAAUCUUGAGGACUUAAUGAAGCAUCAUAGAUUAAACAAGUGCUCUACAUUGUACAACCAGAUAACAUGCUGCAUGUGAAUAUUUGGAGCUGUUGGCUCAGAUAAUUUAGAGUAUUCUUCAGAUCAAGAUAUAAUCUUCCGCUUUAACAGAGAUCUGGAAAAAUUAAUCGUUGAGGCUACAUAUGAAACAAACUAUUGAAAGAUGGAAUCUUUUGGAAUUGCUGUUGCUUUUGAAGAGAUUAUAGGAGCCCUAAUCGACUACAAAGUUGUCAAGAAGUAUGCUGACACCAUCAAACAAGACAAGUUGACAUAUAUUGCGUUCAUGGGAUCUUUCUCAAUAAUCAAUGACUUCGGCUUGAAGUCAUACGUGGAGACUGCUCUUGAGUAUUGUGAAGAUCUUGGUAUUGGCAAGCUUCACCAAUUCAGAAUUGACCUGGACUUCACAGAUAACUUUCUUGCAUGGCAAAUGGAUAAAGACUCAAACAAGGCUGAAGCAAUGGCUAACUUCGACUCACUCGCUAAGUUGUACGAACAGAAUAGGAAUCCAGUGACGGAGAAGAAGCUCGAGGUUAUCUAUUCCAUACAGUUAACUAUGGCUGAAAAGCUUUGAGACCCAGAAAAAUACGUUGAGGCUGCACAGAAAUACCUUGCCACACAAAAAGUUCCCACUGAAGCUAAUGAUAUUAUCUACACCAAAAUAUCUGGGAUUCUUUACAGGAAAGGAGAUGUAGCCCUUGCUAAUAAAGUGUGUAAUGAUUUUAUAAAUUAUGCGAAGAACGCAGGAGAGAACACUAAGUCUUUCCAGAAAGCUCUCACAAAUAAGCUCACUCUCUGAUUGAACAGGACUGAUUCACCGGAAUUUGUAGAGUUUUCUCAGAAUUAUGAGCAAGUCACCAAGAAUGUUUAUGGCCAGAAUUCAAUGGAGCAUGCUCAUGCCAUCAAACUUCUGAGUCAGGGCAAAAUGCUGACGGCACAAUAUCAAGAGGCUUAUCAAAAAGCCCUUGAUUGUUACGACAUUUACAAAGCCCAGUUCGGGUCCGAAGUAAACUCUGAAAGUUCAGGGGUCCUGACUGAUAUGGCAUUCAUCAAGAGCCGCUUGUGCGAAUUUGAAGAUGCUGAUAACCUAAUCAAGAAAGCAAAGGAGAUUGAACAGAAAAUAACCUCAAAGUAUUCGCCCAAAUAUUAUAUGAUCAGGCAAGGAGAAGAUGCAAUCAAUAAGAAAAGGAAAAGACUUGAAGCGGAGAGAAAGCUUCUAAUUGGAGACAGACAGUUUUCAAAGACUAAAUUAACCCUUGGGCUGAUUGGUAUUGGCUUAGCUGCAUUUGGAGCAAUUUACUACAUCAAGAGCAAGAAGUCAGAAUAACAGCCAUCUAUUUUUAGUGUGC
Molecule: messenger RNA, 2262 nt
Organism: Moneuplotes crassus
Lineage: Eukaryota; Ciliophora; Spirotrichea; Euplotida; Euplotidae
Source: the annotation of a GenBank genome assembly